Messenger RNA from Notothenia coriiceps (black rockcod), 642 nucleotides. RefSeq lists its product as uncharacterized. NCBI's taxonomy places the organism in Eukaryota, Metazoa, Chordata, Actinopteri, Perciformes, Nototheniidae. Bases 73 to 642 code for a protein of 189 amino acids. The record is from RefSeq and is a predicted model, not a curated record. The transcript has 4 exons.
CGGCAGUCAUCGUGCAGAAAGCAGCAUGGUUGUCUCGUCUCUCAGGAUCGCCGCGCUGUCAUCCUCGCCUUUAUGCCUUCCCUGUUCAAAGUCCUGGGGUGUUUUUUGAUAAGAAUGGAUCCCGUGUACGAGACCCCCGAGUUCACCUACGAGAACCAGUCGCCAGGUAUUUAUGACGCGACAUACGAGACGCCUUCUGAGGUGAUGGCGGAGUACGAAAACAUCGAAAGAGCCAGAGAAGCACCAGCUCCCCCUUCUCUACCUCCACCUCGCCCUCCAUCAGAUCAGAGGAGAGGCAGUUCCUCCUCUUCCUCCUCUUCCUCCUCAUCCUCAUCUUCCUCACAUUCUGGCGAUGAAGAGACAGGGGAAGGAAAAGGGAAAAAGGAGGAGGAAUCGGAGAAAGAAGAGGUGGAGGAGAGCAACAUGGAGCUGAAUUUGGAGAGGAGAUCUCCAGAAGAAGCGAAGAAGGCGAACUCAUCACGCAGAUCCUCAUCUUCCUCAUCUUCCUCAUCAUCAUCUUCAUCUGCCUCUGAGAAGGAGGAACCCAAGGUGAAGCCAGAGCCUGAAAAGGAUGGACCUACAAUACAACUUUAUGUUAAGUCAAGAGCUGUGCACCCUGGGGUGACUCUUCUCUUCCAGUGA